AUGCCGUCGAGUACCUUCACCACGAUCACAAGCCUCGCAGGCUGGAGCUAUGUCCCCGACAUUAUCACCCGCCUCCUCCUCUCUUACCUCCUCUACCCCUACCUCAAUCGCCGCCGCUCAUCCCCCUCUUCACCUACCUCUAAACACAUCCUCACUCAAACCCACUACCGCCUUACCUUCACCUUCGUCGUCAUCUCCUAUCUCCUCUACAACUUCCUCAAAGCCCACAACUCUACGCCUCCCAAUUUCUAUGAGCUACUCAAUGUGAAGCCAAACGUCGAUCUCGACGGGCUAAAGACUGCGUACAAGACGUUUGUAAGGACUGGACAUCCGGAUAAGGCGGGUGUGGAGGGGCAGGAGUUAUUUAUGAAAAUUCAGGAGGGAUAUGAGGCGUUGAAGGAUCCGACGAAGAGGUGGGCUUAUGAUCGGUUUGGCCCUGAAGCGCUACACUGGAGGCGAACUGUGACGCCCAGUGACUACAUGUACCAUGGAUUAACGCAAUCCCUUGGAUUCCAUAUAUUCACAGGCCUCAUGCUCCUUUUCUUCUCUGCUAUCGGAAUGAGCAGUGGCGUUGCGUUCUGGCGUUAUAUCCUCUUCUUUGCCCUCAUGGCUUCCGAACUCGCCCUCCUCUUCAGCCCAUCCCCGGGGUCACAGGUUGUUGGUGUCUACGGCCGCCGAACGGAUCUCUUAUCGGCGUUGUUUCCGACGAGGGUGCCGUUCCAGCAUAUCAAGUUUUUGCAUCAGAUUUUCAUGUUCCUCUCCAUCGCCCUCUCCCGCGUCGCGCCCGUCCUCUUCCCCGGCCUCUCCUCUUCCCCCUCCGACCCCAGUUCUCGCAAAGUCGCAGAGAACGCGAGGGUCGUGGCUGAGAAAGUGAGCUCGUUGGAGAAACAAAUCGUGGAGCUGCUGGAGCAAGAGAUGACCAGUUUAAGGGAGCAUCCUCUGUUGAGAGCUUCUUCUGAGCCUGCGUCUUCGGCCGCUACGACAGAACAGGAUCAGGGUCAGGGCCAGCGACAACGGGCAGCAAGUGUGGGCGCGGAUGUGGAUGAACGGACGAUGAAGCUCCUUACGCGAGAGAUGGAGAGGAUGGUGAUCGAAGGCAGACUUAGUAAUCUGCCGCGGUUGAAUGAGCAGGGUGUUGAUGAUGGCUUCGUGGAUAAGAGGCAGAGAGUUGUUGACAGGUUUGCGGUUCGAAUGAGGGAGCAGGAGCGGGCAGGGGGGAUGAGAGGAUCCGUCUUCGGUGCGAGGAGGGGAACAUCACGGAUGGAAGAGACGAGUGGGGCUGGCAAUGGGCGGGAAGUAAAUGUGCGCGGUGGUGGUGGUCGAGAUGAAGGAGAUGGGAGUAGGAAUACGAACGCCUUACCAUCGCCUGUGUCGCCACCCAGGAAUUUAGCGGAGUUGGAGAACGAACACGAUGCGGUGCUCGUGUCAAGAGCCGACCUUGGUCCUCCUUCCCACUCACCAUCUCAGUCCCAUCACUAUCUACAACCACACCCACAAUCUCAACCAUUCCCAGCGAGAGGUGUCAGUGCUGGUCCCGAGGCUGAGGGCGUUGGUUCCGGUGCUGGGUUACCACAUGGAACGAGGGUGAGGGCGUGGUCGCCGUUGGGUGGGGUCGCAGAUGGGGGCGGUUCGGCUUUGGGGCUCGGAUAUGUUAGAGCUCGGUCGAAGAGUUGUUGA
Messenger RNA from Stereum hirsutum FP-91666 SS1, 1677 nucleotides. RefSeq lists its product as uncharacterized. Gene Ontology annotation, cellular component: endoplasmic reticulum. Gene Ontology annotation, molecular function: misfolded protein binding; protein-folding chaperone binding. The transcript has 4 exons. The record is from RefSeq and is a predicted model, not a curated record. Bases 1 to 1677 code for a protein of 558 amino acids. Lineage: Eukaryota; Fungi; Basidiomycota; Agaricomycetes; Russulales; Stereaceae.